AUGGGAAGCGGCACCUCCACCCAACAUCAUUUUGCUUUCCAGAAUGCAGAGAAAGCCUUCAAGGCAGCGGUCCUGAUCCAGAGAUGGUACCGGCGCUACAUGGCUCGCCUGGAGAUGAGGCGGCACUGCACCUGGAGCAUCUUCCAGUCUAUAGAGUAUGCUGGGCAGCAAGACCAGGUCAAGCUCCACAAUUUCUUCAGCUACCUUGUGGAUCACUUCACCCCCAACAGUCACAACGAGAGGGACUUCCUGAACCGCAUGUUCACUGAAGAGAGAUCCCCCCAGGACUCCGAGAUGGAGAAUUGCAGGGACUAUGAAUCCAUCGAGGUACCGGACAGUUACACGGGGCCACGCCUCUCCUUCCCGCUCCUUCCCGACCAUGCAACUGCUCUGGUGGAAGCUUUCAGAGUGAAACAAAGGCUCCAUGCUCGCUAUGUCUUGAAUCUUUUGUACGAAGCCAGGAAACAUCUGGUACAACUGCCAAACAUCAACCGGGUCUCCACUUGUUACAGCGAGGAAAUCACAGUAUGUGGAGAUUUACACGGCCAGUUGGAUGACUUAAUAUGUAUAUUUUAUAAGAACGGCCUCCCGUCACCAGAGCGGGCCUAUGUGUUCAACGGCGACUUUGUGGAUCGAGGGAAGGAUUCAGUAGAGAUCCUGAUGGUUCUUUUUGCCUUCAUGUUGGUUUACCCAAAAGAGUUCCAUCUCAACCGAGGAAACCAUGAGGACCAUAUGGUGAACUUACGAUAUGGUUUCACAAAGGAAGUGAUGCAUAAAUAUAAGACACAUGGCAAGAAAAUACUAAAACUACUGCAAGAUGUGUUCUGCUGGCUUCCGCUGGCCACUCUGGUUGAUGAGAAAGUCCUGAUUCUUCAUGGUGGAGUGUCAGACAUGACUGACUUGGAGUUCUUGGCUAACCUAGACAGGCACAAGAUUGUUUCCACCAUGAGGUGCAAAACGAGAAAGGAGCAUAAGAAACAGGCGGAGAAGGGAAAAGCCAACCAGUCGAGCUCUGCCGGGACACCCUCCCCGUGGUUUCUCCCCCAAAGCCACUCUCUCCCCACCUCGCCCCUCCGCCCCAGCACCCAGAAGGCCCACAGAGCCGGGCGCCCCUCCAGCGUCCCCUGCAGGGUCCCCCUGGACCAUUGGGUGCGGCACUCCGUGGACCUGGAGCUGGAGAGGUGUCGGCAGCAAGCGGGCUUCCCAGAGAUCAAGGAGAAGGAGGAACCCUUGCCCUUGGCAUCCGAAGCGGACCCGGAAGCUGAGGGGCGGCGGGAGCCCACUCAGGAGGAGUGGAGGCAGGUGGUGGAUAUACUGUGGAGUGACCCCAUGGCUCAGGAGGGCUGCAAGGCCAACACCAUUCGAGGAGGUGGCUGUUAUUUUGGGCCUAACGUGACAGAACGGUUGCUACAGAAAUACAAUCUGCAAUUCCUGAUCCGCUCGCACGAGUGCAAACCCGAGGGCUAUGAGUUCUGCCACAGCCGCAAGGUGUUAACCAUCUUUUCUGCCUCCAACUACUACGAAGUUGGCAGUAACAGAGGAGCCUAUGUCAAACUAGGGCCGGCCUUGACCCCGCACAUUGUGCAGUUUCAAGCUAACAAGGCAACCCACACGCUUACCAUGAGGCAAAGGAUUAGCAGAGUUGGGGAGUCGGCUCUGAGAGCCCUACGUGAAAAGUUAUUUGCCCAUUCCUCAGAUCUUCUUGUUGCAUUUAAGAAGCAUGAUAAAGAUAAAACUGGUCUAAUCACCCUGAGUGACUGGGCAGCAGCCGUGGAGUCUGUGUUGCAUCUAGGACUGCCAUGGCGGAUGCUGAGGCCACAGCUGGUGAGCAGCUUGACAGAUAACAAGCUGGAGUACAAGUCCUGGCUGAAAAAUUUGGCCAAAGAACAAUUCAGCCAUGAGAAUAUACAAUCAAGUUUGCUGGAAGCACUGUAUCGAAACCGAUCCAACCUGGAGACCAUUUUUAGGAUCAUAGACAGUGAUCAUUCAGGGUUCAUUUCACUGGACGAGUUCAGGCAGACUUGGAAGCUGUUCAGCUCUCAUAUCAACAUUGAUGUCACAGACGACUGCAUCUGUGACCUUGCCCGGAGCAUUGACUUCAACAAGGAUGGCCACAUUGAUAUCAAUGAGUUCCUGGAGGCCUUCCGCCUUGUAGAGCAAUCCUGCUCAAAGGGUUAUGCCUCAGAUUGCUGACAAGCCACAAACACUAAUAACAGUGACUGCAGCAGCCCAGAUAAUACACUAAGGCCAGUCUGGUCCCCAUCGUCCAAGGUGCCUUUUCGUGGUAGCCACAGCACCCACGGUGGUCCCCCACCCGAUGGCGGCCCAGGCCAGCGCUUUCCAGGUGCCCUCCGGAACCGCCUAGCCCACGACGAGGGUCAUUCUCGUCCCAUUGAGUCACCUGGACUGGGACGCGGGGCCCGGCCCAAGGUCACAGAGCCAGCCAGUGGAGGAGCCUGGUAUGAGGGUCUGGAGUCAGAAGACACGGAGUUUGAUUCCCAGCUAUGGGAUCUGGGAGGUCAUCUGAGCUCCCUGCCGUCCUGCUCUUUAGGAGGCGGGAGCCAUAAACACCCACACAGAGUGAGGAUAAUUCGCUCUUCGGUGACAGCACAGAACCAAGGGCCGGCUGCCACCUUGAGAAGCCCUGGACUGCUGACCCAGCCCCGAGGCGAGAACCAGGAAGGAGGUUCAGUAGGUCAGACAUCCAACACAGGUCUCGGCGAGGCUGCUUUCUUUUCUGGAGGCUCUAGGAGAGCAUCUGUUCCCUGCCUUGUCCAGCUUCUAGGGGCUGCCUACAUCACUCGGCUCAUGGCCCCUUUCUCCAUCUUCAAAGCCAGCAACAGCACAAUCAUCUGCAAACGAGGCGUCAAGGAAAUCUUAACGAUAUUGGACAUUUCAUUUUUCCUGGUGUACAAGGUACGAGAAUUUCAUUCGGGAAUUCACCAUGAUCACUUCUUAAACUGGAAGUACCUUCAGAGGUUUUAUGAACUCUUCAAUACCUGUGGUGAGGUCUUUGGGGUCCUAGCCUUAAGCCGGGUUACUUACCAAGUCUCCUUCUCUCCAGCAGCCCCUGAACUUGAACUUUUGGCCCCCAGCCCUGUGGAGCUGUUGAAAAAUCUGCCACAAGUUUUUCAAACACAUCCAAGCCAACGAACACUGCUUUUGAAAAAGCUACUUGAUCAUCACUCUGGCCCUGAGCGACAAGUCCUGCACGCUGCCAAGGCCCCGCCCCCCACCAUCUGGAGCACGAGGUGGAUCCCGGCACUGCUUCCCUUCACACUCCGAACACUCCACACAGACGCUCACUCUAUUCCUGCAAGCGCUAGACCAUCACUUACAAAAGAAAGACGUUCCAAAUUGUAA
Messenger RNA from Lipotes vexillifer (Yangtze River dolphin), 3363 nucleotides. RefSeq names its product protein phosphatase with EF-hand domain 2 (gene PPEF2). Gene Ontology annotation, molecular function: calcium ion binding; hydrolase activity; Hsp90 protein binding. NCBI's taxonomy places the organism in Eukaryota, Metazoa, Chordata, Mammalia, Artiodactyla, Lipotidae. Gene Ontology annotation, biological process: negative regulation of MAPK cascade. The record is from RefSeq and is a predicted model, not a curated record. The transcript has 25 exons.